AUGGGUAAAAACGGAAGCAAAUUGAAAUCCGAUCAGAUACGAACACUGGCAGAACAGACUUACUUUACUGAGAAAGAGAUAAAACAAUGGUACAAAGGAUUUGUGCGGGAUUGCCCAAACGGGAUGCUCACCGAAGCUGGUUUCAUCAAAAUCUAUCGGCAAUUCUUUCCACACGGUGAUCCCACCGAUUUUGCCUGUUUCGUCUUCAAAGUUUUUGAUGAAAAUAAGGACGGUGCAAUCGAGUUUCACGAGUUCAUUCGCGCGCUCUCGAUCACUUCUCGGGGGAAUCUCGACGAAAAGUUACAUUGGGCUUUUAAAUUGUAUGAUCUUGAUCAAGACGGUUUUAUCACUCGUGACGAGAUGCUCUCAAUCGUUGACUCGAUCUAUAAAAUGGUGGGCACAUCGAUUCGAUUGCCCGAAGAUGAGAAUACGCCGGAGAAACGCGUCGAUCGGAUAUUUAAGAUGAUGGACAAGAAUAAUGAUGCUCAGCUGACACUUGAUGAGUUUAAAGAGGGAGCAAAAGCCGAUCCAUCAAUCGUUCACGCACUCUCUCUAUAUGAAGGUCUCAGCAAU
This is a messenger RNA of Mesorhabditis belari, 573 nucleotides long. NCBI's taxonomy places the organism in Eukaryota, Metazoa, Nematoda, Chromadorea, Rhabditida, Rhabditidae. The record is from the annotation of a GenBank genome assembly.